UUUGCUAAGCCUCCUUUUUUUUUUCCAUCUAAAAAUGGGAUAGUCAUACGAAUCUCCAAGUGGUUGUGAAGAUGAAAACAGGUGAAGUGCGAAAAAUACUUAGCAUGCUAUCUAGCUGGCACAUAGUAAGCAAUCAAUUGAUGUCAGUUAUUUUUUGAACAGAUAAUUCCCCAAAGAAGCACAAUUUUCUUAGAAUCAAAUACAAAAUAUAAUAAUAACAAAACUUUUUUCAUCAGUUACAUAAGGAAGGUUUUUUAAAGUGAUGUUACUUAGUGCAAAGAGUACUCAGUGAAGAGAAUGCCGUGGGCCAAGUGAGGGUACAACUUGAUACAAUCAUUUGGGAAAGCAAUGGAACUGUAUGUCAGGAGCUUCAGAAAUGUCAGUUACUUCAUUUCACAAAUGCACAUCGGAAAAUUUUCUUUGGGAAAUAAUCCUAAUGCAGAAAGGUGGUAUUGUAGCAUUAUUUAUGGCAGUGAAAAUAUUUAAACUUUUUAUAAUGGAAAUUUUUAACAUACACAACAGUAAAUUAGGUAAAUGACCCCCAUGUGCUCAUGACCCAUCUUUAACAGAGAUCAAUAUUUUGCCUAUCUUGUUUUUUUGAAAAGAUUUAAACCUACUAAAUGUCUAAAAACAGAAGAGUUGAAUAAGCUGGUGUACAUUUAUUUAGAGUAUUAUGAAGCUUUUAAAGUAAUUUGGAAUUAUGUAUAUGGUGUUAUCACAACUAUGAAAAUUCAAAAUUAACAUCCAGUCUAUGUGUAGAAAAACAGAAAAAUGAGUACAGUAAAAUAUUAACAAGUUUCUGUUUGGUGGUGGGACUGUGGAUGAUUUUCUCAUUUUCUAUUUUUAGAAACUUUAUAAAUAAUCUAUAAAAAUUAUAUAUUGUUAUUAUAACAAAGAAACAACAAACAAAACCUAUAAAUCUUGCACCUGAACAUGAUAGGUUAUACCUUUUACCGAGAAUAGCUUUAACUCUCCUUGAUCUAUUUUAGCAACCUACAUUUACAUGAGCAUUCUUGUGUGCCAUUUUGUGUUAGUGCUUCAUAUUGAGCUUAUGGUCAGCUAACACAUUCAAAUCUUUAACCAACCAUCCUCAUGUGUAUGCAAAGAAGCCUUUUUACACAGAUGUCCUUAGAGAUAAUAUGGAUCAGUCCAGAGUUCUCCUCUGGGUGAAAGCAGAACCCUUUAUAGUGGGUGCCUUACAGGUCCCUCCUCCAUCCAAGUUCAGUCUUCACUACCUCAGGAAGAUUUCCACCUAUGUGCGAACCCGGGCCACAGAGGGAGCUUACCCACGCCUGUACUGGUCAACCUGGAGGCACAUUGCAUGUGGGAAGCUGCAGUUGGCUAAGGAUCUGGCGUGGCUUUACUUUGAAAUAUUUGAUAGUCUUGCAGUGAAGACACCGGAAGAGCGCCUGGAAUGGUCUGAGAUUCUGUCCAACUGCACAUCUGAGGAUGAAGUUGAAAGGCAGAGAAAUCAGCUUUCAGUGGACACCCUACAAUUUCUGCUCUUCUUAUACAUACAACAGUUAAAUAAAGUCUCCCUGAGGACAUCUUUGAUUGGAGAAGAGUGGCCUAGUCCCAGAAACAGAUCUCAAUCUCCUGACCUGACUGAAAAAUCCAGUUGUCAUAAUAAGAACUGGAAUGAUUACAGUCACCAAACGUUUGUCUAUGAUCAUCUGUCAGAUCUACUUGAGCUGCUUUUAGAUCCAGAACAACUCACUGCGUCAUCUCAUUCGACUAAUAGUAGUCUGGUCUCUAGAGAAGCUGUGGUGGCACUCAGCUUUCUUAUUGAAGGUGCAGUGAGGAGAACCAGGAAGAUAUACCCACUUCAUGAGCUUGCACUGUGGCAACCACUACAUGCAGAAAGUGGCUUCUCAAAGAUCUCUAAGACCUUUUCUUUCUACAAGCUGGAAGCCUGGUUGAGAGCCUGUUUGACUGGGAAUCCAUUUGGUACCUCUGCUUGCCUCAAGUCUGGAAAGAAAUUGGCUUGGGCUCACCAAGUUGAAGGGACGACCAAAAGAGCUAAGAUUGCUUGUAAUACUCAUGUGGCCCCUAGGAUGCACCGCAUGGUGGUGAUGAGCCAGGUUUACAAGCAGACAUUGGCCAGGAGCUCAGAUACUCUGGUGGGGGCACAUGUAAAGAUUCAUCGUUGCAACGAAUCUUUUAUAUAUCUGCUCUCUCCCUUACGGUCUGUGACAAUUGAGAAAUGCAGAAAUAGUACCUUUGUCCUCGGCCCUGUACAGACUGCUCUUCACCUCCAAAGCUGUGACAACAUUAAAGUCAUUGCCGUUUGUCAUCGUUUGUCCAUCUCUUCUACAACAGGCUGCAUCUUUCACAUUUUGACACCUACACGCCCACUUAUUCUCUCUGGGAACCACACAGUAACUUUUGCCCCUUUUCAUACCCAUUAUCCAAUGCUGGAGGACCAUAUGGCCAAAACUGGCCUUGCUACGGUGCCUAACUAUUGGGAUAAUCCAAUGAUUGUGUGCAGAGAGAACAGAGACACAAAUGUCUUCCGACUCUUACCACCUUGUGAAUUCUAUAUAUUUAUUAUUCCCUUUGAAAUGGAAGGGGACACAACAGAGAUACCUGGGGGUCUUCCAUCUUCAUAUCAGAAAGCACUGGGUCAUAGAGAACAGAAAAUACACAUCUGGCAGAAAACUGUGAAGGAGGCUCGUUUGACAAAAUUUUCAAUAAACAAAGCUCUAAAAGAAAUAGAGGAUAUCCUUUUGACUCAUCUCCUGCAAGUUUUAUUGAAGAAAAAAAAGAUAUUUGGGAUUUCAAGGUGGCUGCUUUCUAGAAAACCAAAUUUACCGUGUAAGAGGACCAUUUUUAUUUUUUAUUCUGAAAACUUUGGCUGAGUUUUGGUGUCUUGA
Molecule: messenger RNA, 2873 nt
Organism: Myotis lucifugus (little brown bat)
Lineage: Eukaryota; Metazoa; Chordata; Mammalia; Chiroptera; Vespertilionidae
Gene: TBCCD1
Product: TBCC domain containing 1
Exons: 8
Coding region: 1140-2858 (572 amino acids)
Biological process (GO): maintenance of centrosome location; maintenance of Golgi location
Cellular component (GO): spindle pole centrosome
Source: RefSeq, a predicted model, not a curated record